AUGUCUUCAUCAACUGAGAGUCCCAGGACCGUCCCUGAGCAGUUUACCGGCUAUGCCGCGUUUUCUGCCGAGACCUGGUCGGAUCUCAAACUCCACAAAUUCACCCCCAAGCCGUUCGGAGACUAUGACAUCGAUAUCAAAGUCCGCUACUGCGGCGUCUGCGGCAGCGACCUCCAUGUCCUCCGCUCCGGCUGGUCACCGUCGAUAUAUCCCUGCGUCGCCGGCCACGAGAUCACGGGCGAAGUAAUCCGCGUCGGACCUCUUGUCACCUCGCCCUCACUCCAGCCAGGCACUAUCGUCGGUGUCGGCUCACAGGCCUGGUCGUGCGGGGGUUGCGAUGCCUGUGCGGGUGAAGACAUUGGCACGAAGCCAGGCGACGGUAAGGACUGGGGUGCGGCGGGGGAGCAUGGCCAUGGCGGUGAGAAGGGUUUGAGAGGGGGGAAGGAGAACUACUGCAAGGAGGUUGUGGAGACGUAUAAUUGGAGGUAUAAAGAUGGGAGUGCGGCAUAUGGCGGAUAUGCGGAUUAUGUUCGGAUCCAUGAAAACUUUGUGUACCCGAUUCCUGAGGGCAUUCCCGAAGAAAUAGUAGCGCCUAUGUUCUGUGGCGGCGUGACAAUGUAUUCACCCCUCAAGCGCGCCAACGUCGGCCCCGGUUCCAAAGUCGGGAUUGUCGGCAUCGGAGGCCUCGGCCACUUCGGCAUCCUGUUUGCAAAGGCCCUCGGUGCCACCGUCACCGCCAUUUCUCACUCUCCUCGCAAAGCCGCCGAUGCGAGCGCCCUCGGUGCCUCCCAAUUCCUCUCGACCGCCACGCCGGGAUGGAACGCUCCUCACCUGCGAACACUCGAUCUCAUCAUCAGCACCAACUUCUCGACGGACAUGCCGCUAGGCGAGUACCUCUCGCUGCUGAAGGUGGGGGGUACUCUUGUGAUCUGCGGUAUCCCGGAGGGUGAUUUGCCGCGGUUGUCGUGGGCGGAUAUUGCGGCGGCGAAUUUGGCGAUACGGGGGAGUAAUGUGGGGUCGAAGAAGGAGGUGGCCGAGAUGCUGGAGUUGGUGAAGGAGAAAGGUGUCCAGAGUUGGGUGGAGGUUGUGGGGAUGAAGGAUGUGGAGGACGUGGUGAAGAGGUUGGAUAGAGGGGAGUGUAGGUACAGGUAUGUGUUGAAGGCGGAUUUUGAGGAGUAG
Morchella sextelata is the source of this 1179-nucleotide messenger RNA. RefSeq lists its product as uncharacterized. Gene Ontology annotation, molecular function: alcohol dehydrogenase (NADP+) activity; zinc ion binding. The transcript is spliced from 4 exons. The record is from RefSeq and is a predicted model, not a curated record. NCBI's taxonomy places the organism in Eukaryota, Fungi, Ascomycota, Pezizomycetes, Pezizales, Morchellaceae. Gene Ontology annotation, biological process: alcohol metabolic process. The coding region runs from base 1 to 1179 and encodes 392 amino acids.